Molecule: messenger RNA, 2306 nt
Organism: Camarhynchus parvulus
Lineage: Eukaryota; Metazoa; Chordata; Aves; Passeriformes; Thraupidae
Gene: F13A1
Product: coagulation factor XIII A chain
Exons: 15
Coding region: 90-2306 (738 amino acids)
Biological process (GO): peptide cross-linking; blood coagulation, fibrin clot formation
Molecular function (GO): protein-glutamine gamma-glutamyltransferase activity
Source: RefSeq, a predicted model, not a curated record
UGUGUCUGCCUGGGAGGACUCCUGAAAACCAGCACCUGAAGCUGCAUCACAGGCUCCCUGAGGCAGAGACACCACCAAAGUCUGGCAACAUGCACAGGAUGUCUGAAACAACGAGCACCAAUGAGGAGAAUAAACUUCCUUUGAAUGGGAGAAGAGCCAUCCCACCAAACUACUCCAAUGAUGAAGAAAAUGAGGUUCCUGAGAUGGAAGCUUUUGGAUUGAUACCUAGAGGAUUUAAUCCCAGAGAUUACCUGCGUGUUGCGGAUAUUUAUAUGUUCAAGGAGCCUCAGGAGAUCAACAAGAAGGAGCACCACACUGACAAGUACUACAACCCCAAGCUGAUAGUGCGUCGGGGACAGGCUUUCCAAAUCCAGAUUGACUUCAACCGACCCUACCAGCCACAGUCAGACCAAUUCUGGCUCGAGUUUUUGAUGGGUCGCUACCCACAGCAAAACAAAGGCACCUACAUCCCAGUCCCAGUAGGCGGUGCACUAAAACCUGGUCAGUGGGGAGCGAAGAUUAUCCACAGGGAAAACAACUCCGUUCGGCUGUCCAUCAUGUCCUCUGCCACCUGCAUCAUUGGCAAGUUUCGCUUGUAUGUUGCUGUCUUGACUCCCUACGGCAUCCUUCGGACACGCAGGAAUUCAGCGACCGACACCUACAUCUUGUUCAAUCCCUGGUGCCAGCUGGAUGCUGUGUACCUGGAUGACGAGAAAGAAAGGGAAGAAUAUGUCCUGAAUGAUGUUGGUAUUGUAUUCCAUGGAAACGUUGAAGAUGUAAAAUCAAGAAGCUGGAGUUACGGGCAGUUUGAAGAAAACGUUCUGGAUGCUUGCCUGUUCCUGAUGGACAAGGCAGAACUGGAGCUCUCUGGUCGCGGAAACCCAAUCAAAAUCUGCCGUGUUGCCUCAGCAGUGAUUAACUCCAGGGAUGACGACGGUGUGAUUGCUGGAUCCUGGAACAAUUCAUACGAUUAUGGUGUUGCACCUUCAGCCUGGACAGGAAGCGUGGACAUUCUCUUGGAGUACUACAGUUCUAAGCAACCUGUCCGAUAUGGCCAGUGUUGGGUUUUUGCUGGUGUCUUCAACACAUUUCUGAGAUGCUUGGGGAUACCUGCAAGACUCAUUACCAACUAUUCUUCUGCCCAUGAUAACAAUGCAAAUUUACGGAUGGACUUCUUUCUGGAUGACGAAGGAAAAGUGGACACCAGACUUACAAAAGAUUCUGUCUGGAAUUAUCAUUGCUGGAACGAAGCUUGGAUGACCAGACCUGACCUUCCUGUUGGCUUUGGAGGAUGGCAGGUUGUUGAUGGGACACCUCAAGAAACCAGUGAUGGUAUGUACAGGUGUGGUCCAGCCUCAGUUCAAGCCAUUAAACAUGGUCACGUUUGCUUCCAAUUUGAUGCUCCUUUUGUCUAUGCUGAGGUGAAUAGUGACAUUUUCUACACAAGAAUGGAGAAAAAUGGAACCCAGGUGGUAGAAAACAUUGAUACAACCCGUAUUGGGCAGUUGAUUGUGACCAAGGAAGUUGGAGGUGAUGGAAUGAUGGACAUUACUGAGGAGUACAAGUUCCGAGAAGGCUCGGAUGAGGAGAGGCUGGCUCUUGAGACUGCUGUGAUGUAUGGUGUUAAAAAGCAAAGUAUCCAAGAUACCACGUACCAGCCACAGACAGAUGUUGACAUGGACUUCCAAGCGCAAAAGGCAGUCCUUGGCAAUGACUUCAAAGUCACUAUAACUUUCAGGAACAAGAGUCGCAACUCCUACACUGCAACUACCUACUUUUCAGGCAACAUAGUGUUUUAUACAGGAGUCCCAAAAAGUGAAUUCAAGAAACACUCUUUCAGUGCAAAACUGGAACCCUCUUCAUCCAGCUCUUUCGACAUUGUGAUCAAAUCGAGUGAGUACAUGCGCGACCUACUGGAGCAAGCCUCCUUUCAUUUCUUUGUGACUGCGCGGAUCAAUGAGACGGGGAAGAUUCUGGCCGUGCAGAAGGCGGUAAUGCUGGACAUUCCCACCCUGCGGAUCAAGACCAAAGGUGAACUGGUAGCUGGUAAAGAAACGUCUGUGAUUGUGGAAUUCACCAAUCCUCUGAAACAAACCCUGGAGAAUGUCACACUCCGCCUCGAGGGACCUGGCAUGCUGAGAACAAUAAAAAAGCAGUUUGGGAGAAUCCCGAUGAACUCUACAUUGACCUGGGAGGUAAAAUUUACCCCAAUGCGAGCAGGUUUACGGAAGCUGAUUGCAAGCCUGAAUUCUGAUGCUUUGAGGCAUGUGUAUGGUGAGCUGAAUGUCCAGAUUCAGAAACCAUGA